This is a messenger RNA of Corticium candelabrum, 1295 nucleotides long. RefSeq names its product PC4 and SFRS1-interacting protein-like. The record is from RefSeq and is a predicted model, not a curated record. Lineage: Eukaryota; Metazoa; Porifera; Homoscleromorpha; Homosclerophorida; Plakinidae. Bases 371 to 973 code for a protein of 200 amino acids. The transcript has 10 exons.
CUACAAUACAAAAGGAUGGGGCGACGAAACUUCAUGAAGCAUUUUCUUCGUGGUUUGGUCACUUGCACGAAUCAUUCUUAGACUCAUCUGUAGUCGGACACGGAAACGAUUUUUAUGGAAAACCAUCAAAGGAGCUGAGACAAGUUUGUAGUGGAUUCAAUGUGGUAUACUUUGAUCGGAAAAGCAUCUAGCGCGCGUACACCACGGUGGUCGCAAGGCCAGGUUCCACUGAGCAUGCGCAUUCGAGUGGCACGAAGUAUGGAUUUAGUCUGGAAAGGAGAUUUAGUCUGGGCAAAGAUGAGGGGCUACUCUCAUUGGCCAGCAAGGGUCGAACGGAGCACAGUCCAAGGAAAGUACGAGGUGUACUUUUAUGGAACGCACCAAAUGUGAGAGUGGUUACUUUUCAGGCAAGGAGUUAUUUUCAUUUGAAGACCAUAAGACUAAAUACAACAAGCCAUUGAAGAACAAGGGUUUUCUGGAAGCAUUAAAUGAGAUUGAAAAUAACCCAGAUAUUAAGGAUCUAAAUGAGCUGUCUGACGAGGAUGGAAGCAGUGGCAGUGAGGACUACCAACAGGAGAAACAGAUUGAAAAUAACCCAGAUAUUGAGGAUCCAAAUGAGCUGUCUGACGAGGAUGGAAGCAGUGGCAAUGAGGACUACCAACAGGAGAAACAGCAGUCAAGAGAUGCUAGAGAGGUUGGUGAGGGGCAUCAUAUGCACCCGUUUAUGUUCUGGAAUGACUCCAGGAUAAUGAAAAGGAGGAAGAGACGGCCACCACCGCCGACUAGACUUCCCGUUUCAAAACCUGACGCUUUUAUGAUGAAGAUUCAUAACACUCUUCUGAACAAGCCAGAAGCGUACGCCGUAAGGGUGUUGCGGCUUCAGGUAAAAGCAAGGAGGACACGGCGUUGUACUUGCAUCCAGUGCAAGUUCAUGUGCAAGGGCCAACAAUCCUGGGCCGCCACGUCCGGAUGAAGCACAAUUCCCGUUUCCCCAUUCCGAAAGAAUUUGCAAAAUUUAUCAACAAAGGUUUUAUCUACCUACCGCCCUCAGUAUCGCGUCUACAACACUACGUCUGCUGUUAAAUUAUCGCGUCCACAACACUAAGUCUGCUGUUAAAGUAUCGCGUCUACAGUUACGCAAUCUCUUUUAAAAGGACAACAAUGUGAGCGUUAAUGUCAUUAGUGCACAUCACUACUAUUUGCCAUAAAUUAACAUCGAUUUGUGUCACCAUUUCUGUGAUGCCCGACAAGCGGUGGCAUUUUCUAGUUGAAAUUACAACACGAUUGCCCUACAA